AUGCCAGGCUUCCCUGUCCUUCACCAUCUCCCAGAGUUUGCUCAAAUUCACAUUGAGUUGGUGAUGCCCUCCAACCAUUUCAUCCUCUAUUGCCCCCUUCUGCCUUCGUUCUUUCCCAGCAUCAGGUGGCCAAAGUAUUGGAGCUUCAGCUUCAGCAUCAGUUCUUCCAAUGAAUAUUCAGGGUUGAUUUCCUUCAGGAGUGCCUGGUUUGAUCUUGCUGUCCAAGGGACUCUGAAGAGUCUUCAGCACUACAGUUGGAAGGCAUCAAUUUUUCAGCGCCCAGUCUUUUUUAUUGUCCAGCUCUCACGUCUGUACAUGACUACUGGAAAAACCAUAGCUUUGACUAUACAGACCUUUGUUGGCCAAGUAACUUCCCUGCUUUUUAAUAUGCUGUCUAGGUUUGUCAUUAUCCCCAUAUUUUAG
Messenger RNA from Rangifer tarandus platyrhynchus (Svalbard reindeer), 423 nucleotides. The record is from the annotation of a GenBank genome assembly. Lineage: Eukaryota; Metazoa; Chordata; Mammalia; Artiodactyla; Cervidae.